Molecule: messenger RNA, 3461 nt
Organism: Aquila chrysaetos chrysaetos
Lineage: Eukaryota; Metazoa; Chordata; Aves; Accipitriformes; Accipitridae
Exons: 2
Coding region: 100-1014 (304 amino acids)
Source: RefSeq, a predicted model, not a curated record
CCCAAUGGGGGGGGUGGGUGGGCUGCUGGCGUUUGGCCCAUCCCUCGCAGCUCCGCCGAUGGGUCCCGGGUCCUACCCGCCACCGUCCCCCGGCCGCCAAUGAGCACGUACCUGUCAACGGAGCUCCUGCAGGGUAAGGACUGGCUUUGCUCUCAUCGCUCACCUACGUUCGUCGGAAGCGGCGCGAUCGGGAGCCUCCUUCCAGCGACAGAGCAUCUUCUCCGUCACCUCGUAACGAUGCCCACUCCGACAACUAAACUUACCCGUGUGAGAGACGCCUCUGCCGACGACGCCCUCCUAAGGGAGCUUCGCUCCCGUCGCAAUCUGACGGUGCGCGACACGGGCAAAACAUCGUUGUCAAAGGCCAAAGGUGGCGAAGCCCGAGAGCAAAAAGAGCCGCGACCCUCGGCAUCUCCCCAGCACGGCUACCGCCCCACCCUGAAAACUCACGGCUUGCGGGGCAGGCCGUGUUCCCCACUGCCCAGGGGAUGCCCCAUCUUUCUGCCCCAUCAACCAGGACAAAACGUUCAACAAGCUCCCCUCCUAACAUGGGACUUGCACCUUGCUGGCUCAGACACAACCCAGAUGAUGGGCAUCGCCUGUGGGUGCCCGGUCUCCUUGUCGCCACGUGCCGCCGACGGAGCUGCUGAGCAGAUGACGGUCCCCGUUUCCCUAGGGAAAUCCCAACACCGGCGUUCCUCGGCCAUACAUUCCCAGAAUGGUAAGGCCGCCGGGGGCACCCAGGGCGACCGUGGGGGAGUGGGGGCUGCCAGACUAGCCCAGACCCAACAGAGUCUCCCUUCUGAUGUGCGAAUGAAAAGCCCGGUCCUGAGAGGUUUAUCCCCGAAACCCAUGACAAACCGCCCUGCCACCGGCGGCGGGCACUCGUGCGCAGCACACGGCAAAGUUGACGGCUCCGGUCCCAGCACCGCUACAAGCUGCUGCAACUUCAUGCGCCGCAGAGGCCUCUGCUGUCCCCCUCGAGGACCCUGGCUGAAAGGCACUGGUAAGUGACGCUCACUUCAUCCACGGGUGCAUCCCGCCACCGUCCAGUCCUCGCUAACGCUUCCCAUGCCAGUUCCGCUCGGCAUCUGGCGAUGGACCCACCUCCGCUCGAGAGAAACACCUACAUACGCCUCGUCCACAUCGUCCCUUUUCAUACCAUCACCGAGCGCCAGGGAGGGGACAAGGCCCGUUCCAGCCGCGAGCCCGGCCACGGGGUGCCUGCUGGCUCCCUUACCGGUCCGGGGAGGAUUUGCUCCGCAGCCCUGCUGACGCCUGACCCACGCCCAAGGAUGACAACUUUGGCCACUACAUCCAGAGGGCUGGAGGGCAUGUUUCAGGCCAUGAUCUCUGUCCCUCCCUGCCACUGAGAGACACCCGUAUGUACUUCAAUAAAUUACUACAUAAAUGCAUCCAUUGAGCAGCGUCGCUCUCAGCCGUCAAACCCUGCCAUCGGAUGCUCCAUGACCUCUCACCUAGAGCACCAAAAAAUUUCCAACAGAGAGAGGGCGAGGGCAACGGCCCCCCCCCUUAGCUUCCAUAUGCCGUCCCACCCUUGACCCAUGCCCAGCAGUCCCGUCCCUCACAUAGGAUGUUCUACGAAGCCUUGGAGCUCGGCUCUUCCCUCGCCCUGUGCCGGCGUCGCUCGGCCGCUGCGUCUCGCACCGCCAGGCGACUCCUUACCGUCCGUUUUGCGCUCUCCCCAUUCUCCGUGCUUGUUGCUCCGUUGAUGCAAAUUCAUCGUAGGGUCAAGAAAUAAAAAAAACCCUGCAAAACAGUCCCGCCAUCGCUAACCAUCGUAGCGAUGUAGCUAACCAUUUGUAGCUUCCGAUCCUACAAAAACGUGCCGGCGGCUCAAAGAAGCCGGCGCCCCAGAGGCCACGGUCAAGGCCGAGGAAUAUAUCCGCUAAGUAAGCUGCUGCACACCAGCAAAGAAAUCAAGAUGCCGGCCGAGACGAGACCGACGUGGCCCACCUACGCCCAAACUCCGGCUUUGCACAGGGGUGCCCGGCUUCCUAUGCCUGCCUCGCAUCGCUGCGUCUCUCCUUCCCGCGGGACUCGCCGUGAGCAUCCCCCGCGACGUUGCGUUACCGGGGCGGAGGGCUACACGGAAAGCCUUUGGGGCCCCGGGGCAGGAUCCUGCGUGGGGGGAAUAGGGUGGAGUGGCACCCCAACACCCUCCCCAUCUACUCACCAAAGCCUUACCUGCAUCCCCGUCGGGCUUGCCGGCGAGGUCCGGGCGCCAUCCCUCCGACAUCGUCCCGGCCCGUUAACAACAAUUCGGUGUUCCCACCCGGAGUCCCUCCCCCGGUGUCCCUCCCGGUCCCCGGCGGCGCGGGGGGAGAGUGCGGGGUGGCCCCGGCGGCAAUGAGCACCACAACCAGACGGAGCGGCCACAUGGAACAAUCGUUUUAAUGGAUAGGCAGAGAGAGCCCCCUCGCCGCCCGCCCGCCCGCACCCGGGCCCCCCAGCGUGCCCCCCGCCGUUGGCCGCGGGGAAGGAAAGGAAACCAAGGGAGGAAAACCGACCGCAGGGGAGACGCCCGCCGAAACGUAUGGCGAGUCGACCGGUCCCGCAUUUCGGCUGACAGCUUGGCCACGGGAGGAGCGGCCAGGUGCCGAUCGCUUCGCCUUCUUUUCCUUAUUUCUUUUUGUUUUGGUUUGGUUUUUUUAUAUAUAUAUAUACACACACACGCGCACACACACACACGUAUACAUACAUAUAUAUAUAUAUAUAUAAAAAAAUAUAAAACGGAGCUAUAUAGAUCUCCCUCUGUCCCUCGGUUCGUUUUAUUCCACCGCGAAGGGGCCGGGGCCGCACGGCGAAAGGCGACGGUGAGGGGCCCCGGUCCCCCGCGGGCCUUCGUCCCCACCGCGCCGGUGACCCGAAGGCGGAAAGGCGAGGGGGUUUGGGGACGCGUGGACCAAGACGCUCGCCUCGUCUUGUCGAGGACCGAUACACACCUAACUCCAUAUACAGCAUGCAGUAAUGGCAGCGGAAGGACCCUGCUGGGAACCGUGGCUAGAACGCUAACAACAAAAAAAAAAUUAUAUAUAUAUAUAUGUAUAUUUAUAUAUACUGUAUAUAUAUAUCCCAUAAAAAGAUUCAGCGUCUCCCUCCGCCUCGACGCGCGGCCAGCGUCGCCCGCGCCCUCAGCAGGAACUGUUCGGACGACCGCUUUUUAGGCCGGUUUUGGGGGGGGGUUCGGCGCGGGAUUCCUCCUCCUCCAUGCCGACUCGCCGGGUUCACAAACCUCCUCGGCCAGUCGCCUCCUGGGCUGAGCGGCGCUCGGCGAACCGACUUCUUCUCUCUGCUGGCUCCCCCUCUCUUUUCUGGGUUUGUUUUUUUUUCUCUCCCCCCCCCCCCCCCCCCCUUCUUUUUUGCAUUUCUGUUGUUUAGGAACUAAGAGUUCUAGGUUCAUACCAGAAAAUACAAUUAAUAAAAUUAACCAUGACUCA